UCGCGUCUCUGUAGACUCCCGUCAGUCAGAAGCAGCCUGCGUCAACGCACCUGUCCCCCCGCAGCAGCAGCAGCAGCACCCUCGACGUCUCCGGCCGGUGCGUUUUUUUCCCCCCAAAACAUCGGCGUGGACAGAGUCAGACGUCUAGCCCUGCGCGUGAGUCAGCGCCUGAGCAAAUGUUUUGGACAAGAGGCGCUUAAAGGCAGUGACACAUUUCUUUUUCUGUGUGGGGUGGGGGGUUGGGGUUGGGGGUGGGGGGGGGGGAUAUUUAAUCAGCGCAGUGCUUUUUUGCGCGAGCGGCGCGAGCGCACGACGCACACCGGGACGAGGCUCGACCGUCGGUGCAGCCGGGGGAUUGGACGCCGACGUGCUAAAUGCCCAGCCGGUCGCUUGCGGCUCUUCAGGCUGGGCGGCGACAUGAGGUCCUGGGUCCCGCUGCUGCUGCUGCUGGCCGCGCUCUCGGCGGCACGUCUGCGGCUCGGCAGCGCUGAGGGCGAUCCUCUCCCUCCGUCGCUGGUCGACCUGGUGAGGAACUCGCCCAUCUCCUCCGUGGACGACCUGAAGCUGCUGCUGCAGCAGGAGACCAACGCAAUAGAAGAGGAGGAGGACGAGCACGACCUUCCCACCAACCACACCCAUGGCAGAUACCCUCGAAGUCUCGUGGAGGCGCAGCAGGCGCAGCAGGCGGUGUGCAAAGUUCGCACGGAGGUGAUGGAGGUGACCCGCUCCAUGCUGGACCGCCGCAACGCCAACUUCAUGCUGUGGCCGCCGUGCGUGGAGGUGCAGCGGUGCUCGGGCUGCUGCAACACCAGGCACCUGCAGUGCGUCCCCGUCGUCACGUCCAGCAGAUACCUGCAGGUGAUAAAGAUCCAGUACAUUAACAGGAAGGCCCACUACGACAAAGCCAUAAUCUCGGUGGAGGAUCACGUGAGCUGCAGGUGCCAGCCUGCCACAUCUUCCUCGUCCUCCUCAUCUUCUUCUUCCUCCUCGUCCCUUCCUAUCAUUCACUCCUCCGUCCAGAGCAACCCCGGCCCCCCGCAACCGCCGCCGCAGCAGCCUCCCCCGUCCUCCCACCUUCCCCGGUCGGUUCACCCCGCUCCGCCCAAGACUCACGCCUCCAAGGCCGACCUCCACCGCCACGACGACCUGAAGCACAACCAGCAGCGCUACCACGCGGAGGAGCGUGAGCCGGUGGCGAGGCAGUGGCAGCAGGGCAGCUACACCCAGCUGGUGCACUGGACGCAGCCCAGGGCGCACGGCCAGGCGCCGCCCGCGCACGUGCAGCCGGCGGCGCGCCAGCCGAUCGCCGGGGUGCUCGGGUCUGUCGGCGGCUGGCCGUCGGAGGCGAGGGCGGAGCACAGUGUCAUGGGGAGCGCGCAGCCGGUCGCGCUCGGCAGCGGGUACGACGGGAGCAGGGAGGAAGGCAGUGUGCACGUGGCGAACGGCGGCGGCGGCGAAGGGCAUCAUCCCGAUCACGUCCAGAGGCAGCAGCAGGUGCUAGAGCACCAGCAGAGGCAGCAUCAGCAGCAACACCCGUAUCAUCACCAGCCGCAUUAUCCGCAGCAGUACAGCCACGGAGGAGCGGAGGACCCAGAGCUGAGGACGCAGUAUCGACUCAACGCUCCCCAGUCGGACAGCGCCUCCCCGCCCGGCGGCCCGGCCCAGCCGCCCGAGUCGGAACAAAGCCCCACCCGCCCUCCGACCGCCAAUCAGAAAGACUCAGUGACCAGCCCGAAAGACACGCGCGAGGUCACGACCCACAAACGGACGGAGACUGAGACGGUCAGUCAGAAAGAAGGGGGCGAGAGGGAGGAGAGUGGGUCGGCCAACAGCGGGGACUCGGCCAAUCGGGGGGCGGAGACGGCCUCUAGGCCGACCGGAGAGGACGGUCACUUGACAGAGGAGGAGAGGAGACUCAAACUUCUGGAGAUGGUACAGAGUGCACCGGAUAAACAGACUCACCUUCAUCCGCAUCAUCCGCAGCAAACCCCAAAGCCGACAACAGUUAAAACAGCCGCCUCCACUGUGGCUCCGGCGUCGCCGCCCUCCGCGCGCCAGGCGCCGUUCCGUCCGGCCGCGCCUCGCCGCAGGAGGAAACACCGCAAACGCAUCAGCAAGGCCGCCAUCAGAGCCAUGAUCAUGUAGCGCUGCAGGUAAAUGGUGAAGCAUAAUGAGCAGAAGCUUGUGGCCGGACACGUUGCUCCGAAAAGGCGGACGGAGAGAGAGAGAGAGAGAGAGAGAGAGAGACGAAGGAUGUGUGAGUCUCCUAUGGCGGGACGGUUUGACGUCGAGGAGCCAACAGAACUGCUGCUGUCUUUUCGACGGGACGGCUUCCAAAGGGGGGAGUUUACCUUGUCCUGCUCCAGAGCUGCCGCAGUGCGUCCAGCUUCAUGGAUUUGAGAGAGACAGAGAGAGAGAGAGAAAAUAGAAAAGGUGCAAUCUUACAAACUCCUUGGGCCGGAAGUUGUUUGUGACACUAAACACUGGAUUUUAAAUUGUGCGAAGUCCCCGUCAACGCGGGUCGACGCGGGAAGCUCAUCAGGCGGCCCGGGGCUGCGUCGCACCGGUGGUGCGUCCGUCCAGGUCGGCGGCAGCCAUUGAUUGGCUGCUGUACUCUGACGUCCAGCUCGACGACCGGACUGUGACUCGGGGACCGAGGAGUGAACAUUCUCCUUUUCCGCGGAGCUGUCGAGCUGAAACUGGAGAUGUGGAGAACUGGAUUUCUACACCGGGAUGAUAACUGGAAACGAGGGAGGGAGGGAGGGAGAGAGAGAGAGAGAGAGAGAGAGAGAGAGCAGCUCAGGCCUUUAAUGCCAAACGUUACUGUUAUCUUACGAUGUCUGAAUCUAACUGUAUCUAACACUGGAGUAGCCACACACUGAUCAUACCACACCGACUUGUAGAGAAGCGCUCCGCCGUGUACUGUAGCUUCGUGUACUGGAAAAAAAAUAAAAUACAGAUAACCCGCUCAUUUUGUACUACUGCCAGAUCCACGUGGAAUAAGAAACAAACUGCCUGCCUAGAUAACGUGCUAUGAAUCUCCACAUUAAUUUAAGUCUUACAAAGACCUGGCUGUUAGAGAUCGCUGUGAGCCAGUUAUAGCCAACACUGUAUGUAGAAAAAUGCUUUUAGAAAAGGAUAUGGGGG
Molecule: messenger RNA, 3147 nt
Organism: Scophthalmus maximus (turbot)
Lineage: Eukaryota; Metazoa; Chordata; Actinopteri; Pleuronectiformes; Scophthalmidae
Gene: pdgfba
Product: trithorax group protein osa
Exons: 7
Coding region: 418-2145 (575 amino acids)
Biological process (GO): positive regulation of cell migration; platelet-derived growth factor receptor signaling pathway; positive regulation of phosphatidylinositol 3-kinase/protein kinase B signal transduction
Cellular component (GO): membrane
Molecular function (GO): platelet-derived growth factor receptor binding; growth factor activity
Source: RefSeq, a predicted model, not a curated record